Molecule: messenger RNA, 1045 nt
Organism: Leptonychotes weddellii (Weddell seal)
Lineage: Eukaryota; Metazoa; Chordata; Mammalia; Carnivora; Phocidae
Source: RefSeq, a predicted model, not a curated record
CGGAACCAGCGGAACGCACCUGGGGUGCGGAGUGCAGACCGGACGGCCUCCCGCAGGACCGAGCGCUUCCGUUUGUCCUCGAAGGACUGCAAGAAACUGUCUUCAAUGGCUUCAUUGGUGGCUUAUGAUGACUCGGAGUCAGAGGCUGAGACUGAGUCCGUGGGAAGUAUUCAUGCUGUCAGCCAGAUGAAAGACACCUCUGAUGUGGUCAAACCUCCUGGGCAGGAUUUUGCAUCUGAAGCCCCAGGUGUGACGGAAGGGGUAACAGUGCCCACAAAGCAUGGUUCUUGUGAAGACCCUGCUGGCCAUUGUCUCCCACUGGUUCGGCUCUGGAGAAGUGACCCAGGAUCUUGUCCUAGCCAGAGGCUACAGUGGCCCAGGACGGAGCCUGAUGUCACCUUCCCCACAGAUAAGCCUCCUCGACCUUCCCUGUGGACCAGCCACGCUCCAGCUGGCCAUGUGCCCCUGACAGCUGCCCGCUUUAGGCAGGUGAAACUCUCCUGGGGAACUUACAACUCCCCUGAACCAUCCUUCUGUGCCCAAACCAAAUCUGAAACCCCAGAUAAAAAUGGCAACUCCCUUCAGAGGAAAAGGUGUGAGGACUGUAUCGUGCCCUACACCCCGAAAAGACUACGACAGUCACAGGCAUUAAGCACAGAAACUGGCAAGAAUAAAGAUGUGGAGGCCCAGGGUCCAUCUGCAGGGCGUGCCCCGGCCCCUCUCUGUGUGGCCCCCAGAGUUUCUGAGUUUAUUCAGCCAUAUUUGGACAGUCAGUAUAAAGAAACCACAAUUCCCAGAAAAGUGCUCUUCCACCUGAGAAGCCAUAGGGGCCCUGUCAACAGCAUUCAGUGGUGUCCAGUCUUUGCUAAGAGCCACAUGCUUCUCUCAGUUUCCAUGGACAAAACCUUCAAGGUGCUGCUGAUAGUAUCCACCUUCCUGGACAUCAUCUCGUUUCCACGUCACGUUAGAAGAGUGGCAGUGUGCUUGGAGGAGGAAACUGAGGCGUGACCACAUGUUAUGCACGUGAGAGCUGGGUCCUGGGGUU